This is a messenger RNA of Parasteatoda tepidariorum (common house spider), 1404 nucleotides long. RefSeq lists its product as uncharacterized. NCBI's taxonomy places the organism in Eukaryota, Metazoa, Arthropoda, Arachnida, Araneae, Theridiidae. The record is from RefSeq and is a predicted model, not a curated record.
AAAACUUGAAAUACGGGUUUUCUGUCACCUGGUGGUUUCUUUCAAGAAGUAAAAAUUUUUAUCAGUUGUAAAAGUAGUUCUAAAUCGAAGUUUCGAAGCGUGUUUAAAAUUUCUUUUCCUUUGGAAAUUUAUUUACACAAUGGCUACCACAAACGUGGACUAUCGCGAUUUCUCGCUUGUUUUUAAAGCGUUCCAUCUAAAAGAAAAUGCUUUAAAUGGACUGAUUUGCCGUUGCGGGCUUGAAAAAAUGGACACUUUUUUAUCUAGAGAUGCUGAUUUUCGGGAAUUGCAUGAUCUUACGAGAGAUUCUUUUCAAAUAGAAACUAUAAUGGUACCAACAUGUGAUGAAGAUAUUUUAUCAAUUGAAAAGUUGAAAAAGAUUUUUCGCGAUAUGUCACCUUACAAGAGAUUGGUUUGGUGUGGUCGCCUUCUAACUGAAUUCCACGAAGAAAACCAAUGCAGUCGGUAUUUAUCGUUUGGUCUGAAGUUUUAUUUAAAAGCCAUUGAAAUCUACGAAAAGGCUCACCAUCUUUAUAAUAUCCUUCCUGCUGAUAUGAAAAUUAAAGAACUUUUAAGGCUUUCAUCUACAUUUCGUGUUCACCAGAGUGUAUUUCUCGAACUUUUGAGAUUGUUUAGCACAGAUGUAUAUUAUUUUAGAGCGUUUCCGAUUAUCGAUGAUGUUUUAUUGUUAGAAGAUAUAUUCAGAGCAGCAAACGAACGUAAAAUAGAUAUAUUGGUAUUAUGGAAAAAAUUAAACGGCGGAUACUACUACAAUUUAUUUACUUGUUUUGUUCAUAAAAACGUUGAAGCUUUUAUUCCAUUAAUCAAAUUUGGAAAGGCAGAGUGCAUAUCAAUAGAGAGUGGUAAAUGUUUGCUGUCAUUAUUGAGCGGUUGGCCUGUGUCAAUAACAUUGAAAUGGGACUAUAGAUACGACUCUACAACAUUCCGCUCACUGCAAAUUCUACGUUUGUUUCUUCAUGCAAAUUCCAAACACUCUGAACCAACUACAGGACCCUACGCACUGAAGUUAUUGUGGAAUAGUAUAACAGAACCAUUCCUGUGUCAGGAGGAGUUAAAAAAGAGUGUCAUAGCAAUCGAGUUCGAGCAUGAUCUAAAUGUUGUAAAUGCAGCAUGGGAUUGGUAUGCAAACCAUGUGCUGGAAAACGUCAUCUCACCCAGAGGACCAAGAUCUCUGGCCCAUCUUUCAAGGUGUUCCGCUCGUCGGCAACUGGCGACAUGCCUUCAACUUCCGUGUGGUGUUGACCAGCUUGAUGUUCCGAAGAUUCUGAAAGAUUAUAUUCUCUUGGAACAUUGAAAGCUUUCUACCAGUACAGAGCUGAAAAAGCUGUGUAAUUUCGAUAAAUAGAUUUCGCUAUAAUAAAUAAAUUGUAAUUGUUAAUUGCA